UGCAAUUUCCCUAAAUUCUAUUGUUGGAUCAUAUAAGGGCGGGUGUAUCACUGAUCAACGGUGGACUUGGUCGUUGCAGCGGCGCCGGUGUAAAUUUGCAGUUCCAGCAUAAACAUAGACACUCGCCGUAGUUCAGAACGGUGAACAUCCACCGGAAAGUUUACCGGCCAGAAAUCCGAGCCCUCAGGCUUCAGCGCUCCAGCGGCGACCCUCUUUGAAUUUCUCGGUCUCUGUUCUUCUCCAAUUAACAGAAUCGAUUAGGUUUUUCCUCUUAGGCUAGUAGAAUUUAUGCAAAACCUAGGGUUUUUUCCUCUUCUGAUGAUGCGGUUUUGAUUUCUUUCAGCCCUACUGCAAUGGAUGACGACGCUACGAAUUCAUUUCGACGCAUGUCCAGCCGCACUCGGAAGGUUGCUCCUAAGAUGGUGGCUGCCCUAGCAAGCAGUGACAACCGCACUCAGGCAGCUCUUGCUCGUCUCGAGGCAUUGGAAAAUGACAAUGCGGGAAUGGAAUUGGUAGAAAAUAUUGACGACGAGGAUGCCUCUCUCGAUGAUGACGAUCUAGCAUACAUACAGAAGCGGCAAUCGAAGGGCACUAAGCGCAAAACUAGACAGGCAAAAGCACUUGAAGCUAAGAAGGCUCCUAAAACUUUCAUGGAGCUUUUGCACGAGGCAAAUUUGGAGUCUCUGCCUCCUUAUGUUCCAUCAUACUUAAAGGCAGCUGUUGGACCUCCAAGCUCGUCAUCCCGCCGCCAUUUUUGCACCGUCUGUGGAUUUGCUGCUACAUAUACCUGCAUAAGGUGUGGAAUGCGCUUUUGUUCAUGUCGUUGCCAGAAUAUACACAAUGAUACUCGUUGUUUGAAAUUUGUUGCCUGAUCGGUUUUGUAGAUUCAAUCCAACUCUCUACUCUCAAUGUCUGUAAAUUACAUUUUUGUUUAUCUUUAUAACAUAUUGUGAUUGUUUCUA
This is a messenger RNA of Momordica charantia (bitter melon), 962 nucleotides long. RefSeq names its product HIT-type Zinc finger family protein (gene SEF). Lineage: Eukaryota; Viridiplantae; Streptophyta; Magnoliopsida; Cucurbitales; Cucurbitaceae. Gene Ontology annotation, biological process: chromatin remodeling. The record is from RefSeq and is a predicted model, not a curated record.